This is a messenger RNA of Egretta garzetta (little egret), 1767 nucleotides long. It is a transcript of the gene HAUS1, whose product is annotated as HAUS augmin like complex subunit 1. Gene Ontology annotation, cellular component: cytosol; HAUS complex. Bases 1 to 1209 code for a protein of 402 amino acids. The record is from RefSeq and is a predicted model, not a curated record. Gene Ontology annotation, biological process: centrosome cycle; spindle assembly. The transcript has 10 exons. Lineage: Eukaryota; Metazoa; Chordata; Aves; Pelecaniformes; Ardeidae.
AUGGGGAAGAGCAGAUUCUUUCAAAACAUUCAGGGCAUUGAAACCCACUCUGUAUUGGAGGUUUUCAUCUACAUGCAGUUAGUGCUCUUCGCUCCUAAGGGCUUGGUGGUUUUCUCCCCAGGAAAGCUCGGGGUGAUGUUUGCCGCGUGCGAGAUAAGCAGGUGUCCAGAGAAACGAGGGAGAUUAAAAGAGAAAUGUUUUUCUAAACUACAGAGAGUGUUUGAAGAAGAGAGAAGAGAAGCUGUCUUCCCCUUUUCCACCUGUGCCUCGACUGAUGUAGUAGAGUUAUUCUUCAGGAAUGCAGAGCUUGCAGAACUUUACAGUUCUCACACCUAUCAGCUAUUUUCUGUCAUUUCACCGGACUGUUUAAUCUAUUUUAUUUUUUUCCCCCUUCUCUGGCAGGUUACGUUAUGGCUAAAGAAAAUACAUGGGAGUCAGCCUAUUCCACAGUAUGAAGUGAAUGCAAGGACAGUUGAUAUCUUGUAUAAGCUUCUAGAAUGCAAUGAAGCCAGAGACAGGGAUGUUUCUUUGCUGAUAGAGGACAUGAAGGAGAAGACAGCAGAAUAUAAAGCAGAAGCUAACUAUCUACAGGGCCUUCUCAUAGAAACCCUGCAUCUUUCUCCAGCCAAUCUGUCCAGAGAAGGCGCCAGUUACCUCAAAGCCCUAGUAAACAGUGCAAUGGCACUUAACACAAAGGACACUUCUCUUGCCAGCUUCUUCUGUGCCAUCAAUCAUAUGACUUCGGAGCUGUACACAACAGAAUCAGAAAACAGAGAACUGGAACGGGAAUUGACCAACCUCAGGAAAAAACUAACUGCAGCAUUGAUGCUAGAAGAGAAAUUAAAAGCGGAUCUUAAACAAACAGAGGAAUCUCUGGAAAUAGGAAGGGCCAGAGCUGACAGCCGAUCCCAGAACUUGAAGUUCCUGAGAGAUAAAUCUGAGGAUUUAAAAAUCAGGAUCAAGGCUGCUGAGGACCAGCUUAUUAGCUCGGGGUUAGACCAGUCGCUGACACAUGAGGCACUCGUGAACCUGUCUGAGAAACUGGCUAGAGUGCAGGAAGAACUUGUACCUUUGAAGAAGAAACUGGAGUCCUACCUAGAUUUACCUCCUAGUCUUGCCCUUGCACAAGUGAAGGUUGAAGAAUUAAAACGAGAACUGAAUGCCUUGGAUGCAGAGUUCUCAAAGGAGGUUGAGAAGCUGACUCUUUGAGGUGCCAGGGCCCAGUAAACUCCAGUUCACCUGAAGUGGCCUGCGUGGAAGACUUCCCUUCUGCUGUCUAUUUAUUUGCACUAGUAAAACAUUUUGGAAUUCUUACUGUACUUCUGCAGCUUUCUGCCUUAACUCUUCUUGCUGUCAGAGGGCACACUUGUGACCUGCCAGCAAGCGUGCUCAUUUUUAGGGGUUCGUGUAGCCUUGCAUUUGUAAACAUCACCUACUUUUCAUAAAAUAAUCCCGCAAUUUACUGUUCUCUUUAUCAUUUCUUUUUCCACACGUGAUGCAUGCCUGGAACUGGCCUCCAGGUGGCACCUUCACCAGGAGGUGUCCCUGUCAGGAUUCGGUUGACCAUUGCCGCUUAGAAUUGAACGGAUCCGGAAGUCUGGUUUUUGCCUCUUGCCCUGUCCUGGCUCUGGGUUGUGCUUUUUCCUGGCGUCCCCUCUUUGGUGGUGCAAGUACAGCGAUGACAGGCUCUCUCCACAUUGGCUUUUCCUCCCCUGUUUUGUUUUCUCUUGUCCCCAAGCCUGAAUCGCCACAUAACAUUUUUUCCAC